AUGACCAAACUGAGGGGCAACCGUAUCUCACCCGCGCUCAAGUUCUCCCCACCUGUCACAGUCCUCCUGCCAAUCGAUCAUAUAUCUCUUGUGACCUCCGUCUCCGCCCUCAAGGAGUCCUCCCCCCCCCGCUCCCCCUUGAACAUGUCACGGCAGCAGUCGAGCAAUCGCUGCUGUCGGUACGCAUGGCCAGUCAACUGGCUCAGGCUGGAGCUCCUAUGGUUGAAGGUGGGUGAAUCACCUGAAGAGCAAGGAGAUCUGGGCUGGGGUGGAGGCUGGGCUUUCGAGAGGUGUAUGGUGAUCAGCGUUGUUGUCGGGCGUGGUUGGCGGCAUCCGCCGCACUGCCGUUGA
Messenger RNA from Dacryopinax primogenitus, 351 nucleotides. RefSeq lists its product as uncharacterized. The record is from RefSeq and is a predicted model, not a curated record. The transcript has a single exon. NCBI's taxonomy places the organism in Eukaryota, Fungi, Basidiomycota, Dacrymycetes, Dacrymycetales, Dacrymycetaceae. The coding region runs from base 1 to 351 and encodes 116 amino acids.